CUCCCCACUGGCUGCUGAGACAGCAGAGCGCAGACAGUGGCUGCCUGCUCGGCUCCGAGCCCCGGUCGGGGGGAAGGGACAGGUCCCAGAGGGCGGCCGGCUUGGUCCUGCAGUGGGGGGCCCGGGGAAGACUCGGGCCCCCAGCAGCACUCUGAUCUUCGUCCCACAGGUAUGAUGUGGGAGGGACAAACAUGGUGUGCCUCAUGCUGCACAAGGACGUGGAGAAGUUGCAGCAAGUGGACAGUCAUCAUCCCUGGCGGCCGCCCGUGGACCCCUGGGUGGCCUACCGAAAGCAUCGAGGGCACAAAUGCGGCGUGUUCUUGCUAAACGGGCCCGAAUGGCGCCAGAACCGACUGAAGCUGAACCCAGAUGUGCUGUCGCCUCAGGCCGUCCACAAGUACCUCCCCAUGGUGGACGAGGUGGCGAAGGAUUUCUCCAAGGUGCUGAAGUCCAGAGUGCUGCAGAAUGCCCGGGGGAGCCUGACCGUGGACAUCAAGCCCAGCAUCAUCCACUACACCAUAGAAGCCAGCAAUUUAGCCCUUUUUGGAGAGCGGCUGGGCCUCCUUGGCCAUAGCCCAAGUCCCACCAGCCUGAACUUCGUCCGGGCUCUGGAGACCAUGUUUAAGUCCACCACACAGCUCCUGUUCAUGCCCAUGGUCCUAUCACGCUGGACAAGCCCUAAGGUGUGGAAGGAGCACUUUGAGUCCUGGGACCACAUCUACCAGUAUGCCAACAAUGCCAUGCAGAAACUUUACCAGGAGAUGGCCCUCGGCCGCCCACGGCACUACAGCGGCAUCCUGGGGGAGCUGCUGCUGCACGCAGACAUGACCCUGGACGCCAUCAGGGCCAACUCCAUCGAGUUGACCGCCGGCAGCGUGGACACGGUCAGGCUAACAAGCAGCCCUGCCCUGGACAUAGCGCCUCCUGGCCACGGGCAGCACUACCUCCCACCCCCCAAGCCAAGUCCUGUUCUGAGCCGACAGGAGGCUCUGAUCUGGGGAGGGGGGCACGGGAACCAGCCCUUCAAGGGAAGGAGUUUGCAGUUCUGCGGGUGGGAUCUGCACUCCCUGCCCAGUGCAGACUGGAUGAGCCCGGAGGGACAAGCAGCUCAGACCUCACUCAAAGGCCUCAGUCCAGGAAGUGGGGAAGGGCCACAGUGUGGCUGGAGGGCGGCCUGCACAGGGUACCCUUCCCAGGGACAGAGUACAUUUGGAGGUGACAGGCUGGUGACUGAAGGGCCGCACAGGGCUCCAGCUUGGGGAAGGGAGAGCAGAUGGCACGCAGCAUGGGGCUUGGGGGUGCAGGUGGCCCCAGCGUGUGGAAUGCAGCCCCAGCUUCCGGCCCCUGCCCCCCAGGGUCAGGCAGCAGCAUCUCUGAUGUCCCACUCAGGGCCAGGCACGCACACCUCUGAGAGGAGGCACAGAUGUGCGGUGGGAAACUUCUUGAGCAGAGGCUGACAUGCAGCCAGAGUGAGGGUCUGGGGAGGCUGCUCGUGUUGGGAAUCAAGGUCUGGGCGGCCCUGCCCGUGGCUGCCCCGGGGGAGAGUACACACUGGCUGCCAACGCAGCCCUGACACACACACACCCUGAGAGGAGGGACCCAAGGGAGGGUCAGAUCCAGGCCUUCUCGUGGCUGGAGGAGGCCUGGAACUUUCCUGAGUCUGGGGAGACUUUCCCUGUGAGAUCCAAGGGAAGGACACGAGGCAGGUUGCAGAACCUGAGGUCUCGGGUCCCUGGGAUGAGUCCCUCUCCAGGCUUUCUCGCCCUGUGGACCUGGGACGACCCUGCCCCCAGGGGAGAGGUCCGCUGGGCCGAGGCGCACGGCCCUCACCCGGGUCCAGCCCUGAGCCCUGCGCCGUGGCCUCUGCAGACGUCCUACCCCCUCCUGAUGACCCUCUUCGAGCUGGCUCGGAAUCCUGAGGUGCAGCAGGCCCUACGCCAGGAGAGCCUGGAGGCCGCGGCCA
Molecule: messenger RNA, 1963 nt
Organism: Suricata suricatta (meerkat)
Lineage: Eukaryota; Metazoa; Chordata; Mammalia; Carnivora; Herpestidae
Product: cytochrome P450 11B2, mitochondrial-like
Exons: 4
Coding region: 192-1457 (421 amino acids)
Biological process (GO): aldosterone biosynthetic process; cholesterol metabolic process; cellular response to peptide hormone stimulus
Cellular component (GO): mitochondrial inner membrane; mitochondrion
Molecular function (GO): heme binding; steroid 11-beta-monooxygenase activity; iron ion binding
Source: RefSeq, a predicted model, not a curated record